Neodiprion fabricii is the source of this 2245-nucleotide messenger RNA. RefSeq lists its product as uncharacterized. The transcript is spliced from 5 exons. The record is from RefSeq and is a predicted model, not a curated record. Gene Ontology annotation, cellular component: ciliary basal body. Gene Ontology annotation, biological process: regulation of cell projection organization. Lineage: Eukaryota; Metazoa; Arthropoda; Insecta; Hymenoptera; Diprionidae. Gene Ontology annotation, molecular function: cytoskeletal protein binding. The coding region runs from base 503 to 1282 and encodes 259 amino acids.
CUCCAAGAACGAUUAAUUGAUUUGACAAGUUUUGAGAUUAAUUUGCAAGGUUUUUCUCGAUUUCCUCAAAAAUAUUAAUUUUUUUCUCUGAUUUUCUCAAUUCAAUACACUCGAAUACAUGCAUAUAUUCUAAAUAUACGUUAAAGAAUAAUUUAUAUAAUCAAUUUGAGGAGAUGCAGAUUUUUAAAGGAACUUGUAUUAACUCCUGAUCUCUAAUAACUAAUGCCCGUUCUUGUAAAUACAAAUCAUCUAAUGAUAUGUCACUCAGGGUCAUCAAACAUGUAUUUGCUUAUUUGAAAGUUAGAUCAGCAUAUCAAUGAAUAUGCUACCUUUGUCCCCCUCAUACAUACAUAAAAUGAAAGUAUCACAUUUCAGUCAAUAUCAUGUCACGGUCAUGUCGAAGGUUGCCAUAGCAAUAACGUCCCUCAACUCUUAUUUUUAGGCUCAUCAUAAUUCGAAUUGAGUAGUUUCCUCACUUGUCUGACUGUUUCAUAGAAGGAUAAUGUGGGUGUGCCGCAAAGAUUUUGAAUAUGUGGUGCGGAAACAGGAGCUUCAGAAAAUAGCUUUUGGCUCAGGAUGCGAGAGAGACACUUCAUCAAAAAAGGGGAUGACUCCGUUUAUGAGACAUUACAUAUAUGAAGACUUUCCAAACAUUUCCCCUACUAAGUAUAAUCCUCUGGAUGCAUUUAAAGCUAUCAACACCAAGCCUUGUCCUUGUGCUAUCAGUAGAAAGGGGUACAGUGGAAUUGCACGUUUUGCAGACACUUUGAAUCAUGGCGACGAUCAUCCUUCUCCUGCUGAAUACAGCAUUAGCACAUUUCCCCCGAAAAUUAAACAAUCGAAAUAUCCGUUUUCAUCCACAGCAAAGCGACAAUCUAACUUGACCAACAAAAAUCCAGGGCCAGGUACUCACUUGCCUGGAGGUAAGUGUCAAAUAAUGUAUGACCACAGUUUUGGUGGGCGUGUGAAGAUGCGCUUAGGGGUUGAGUUGAAGUGCUGUCAGCGAAAUACUGACAUUUGUGACCUGUGUCAGAGAAAACCGCUUGGUGAUUAUUGGCACAAACGUAACAAAAGCUUUUUAUGCAGACCGUGCAUGCUCAAGGAACAUAGGGAACACAAAAUAUACAAUGCGCCUCAACUCAAAGAAUUUCGUAAAAUACGAGAUUGCUCAGAGAUACAUCGUCACGAAGGGAUGCCUGCCAAAAUAUGGCUUAUGCAUCCCCAAGUUAUAAAAAAAUGGAACCGAUGCGAAGCUUAUCUUUCAGCUUACCUUAUAGACUAAUUACCGAUUUCUUAUCGAGUAAAAACUACUUUGAUAUGGCAAAAAGAGUAUCGCUUAUACAUGUUUGAUGUAAAUAUUACAAUUAAAUAUCCGAAUUUCAUAGUUUUUUAUUACUAUUGCUGUUAAAUAGUUGUAAUAACUUUGUAAUAUGUGAAAUUUAUAAUUAAAAAACGAACUAAGGUAUCUAUGCAUCAGUUCUUUUCACUUGCUCGGAAAUAGUGAUUUACCUCUGGUUGUUAUGAAACGUGGGUAUGAUCACGAAUGAUAGAGACUGAUAUAUGAAUAGAUUACAUUCAUUUAAUAAGCGACACGUAUACAUCAAUUCAUUUUUAGGCAUAUUACACGUGAUACAGAUCUAAAUGAUUCUCAUAAUAGCAAUACAAUGAAUUCCUUACUAUUUCUAAUAUCUCUACUUGAGCACUAUUUACAGAAAGAUUAUAUAAAAAUAUUUCGCUUGUCAAAUGGUUAAAUGCCUCAAAUAAUAUAGUAUAGUAGUGUUUAACUGUAUUAGAAUAUGGUAUAACUAUUAUAGCUGUGUGUAACAGAUAAUAUUUCGUAUUACACAUUACGUAUAUGUGGUAAUCAGUCAAUCAGGAAAGAAUUGCUUCUUGUCUAGAUAUUAAAAAUAUGCAGAGUAAUACCACUUGUAUCAAUUGACGUAUAUUAACUGUAUUGUAACAAGCUGUUCUAGAAAUACGUGUGAGGGCAAGUAUUACAUUUAUUUUUCUAUUCGACAUAAGCUGUCAUUCGCAGAAUAAGGUUUUGGUUACGCAAUUCCAUAAAAAGAUAUUCGAUGAAAUGCGGGCACUUUACAUAUAACAACUAAGAGUUUAGUUUUAGCUGCUGAGAGGCCUGUAGAAAUCGAUACAACUUGUAAACCACGUGUACAAAGUUUUGAAUUGAAACGAAAUUUAAUUACGAAUUAUUGUCACCUAUUCAAGAAUCACUUUGAUUUGAAAAUAA